Molecule: messenger RNA, 2239 nt
Organism: Wyeomyia smithii (pitcher-plant mosquito)
Lineage: Eukaryota; Metazoa; Arthropoda; Insecta; Diptera; Culicidae
Product: zinc finger protein 879-like
Exons: 6
Coding region: 170-2140 (656 amino acids)
Biological process (GO): regulation of transcription by RNA polymerase II
Cellular component (GO): nucleus
Molecular function (GO): RNA polymerase II cis-regulatory region sequence-specific DNA binding; DNA-binding transcription activator activity, RNA polymerase II-specific; zinc ion binding
Source: RefSeq, a predicted model, not a curated record
GUCAAAAAUGGUUCCAUUCGUUUGCUCAGUCUCAUUCAUAAAAAUUUGUGUACAAAGUCGUAGACCACAGUGAAAAAUAAUGUUGGUGAAAAAACAGCAUUUUUAAAAACAAAUUUUGAUACGGAAUCGCAUUCGCCUAAUCAAAGCACCGCCCUCGGGCCGGGAAACGAUGGACAGGUGUCGAACAUGCAUGUCGGAAGACAGUGUCCAACUCAUCCCGGUCUACUCCAAGCUGGACGAUUGUUUCAUUGCGAACAUCAUCAUGGAGUACACCUUCAUCCAGAUUCGCGAAAACGACGGACUCCCGAUGCAUAUCUGCUACAGAUGCACGGAAACCCUGAAGCUCGUAGAUCAUUUCAUAAAGACGGCUCGCAGCUGCGAUCGCCAGCUGCGUAUGUUGUGCAAAUCGGAAGUCGACCAGACGGUUGCUUUGGACCACGUGGUAUCCAGUCCAGCAAAACAUGACCCCGACGCUUUUCAAUUUGCGGAAGUAAAAAUCGAACCAGGGGAGGAAAUUCUAUCCGAAUAUCUGGUCUCCGAACAGGAAGAGCUUAACUCUGACGAAGACACACGGUAUGCCGGUCAUGUUAGCGAAAGCGAAAUAUCCGCCGGUUCCAGUGACGAUGAUAGUAGAAGCGACGACAGUGAGACUGAUAGCGAAUGGAAUAGGAGUGAUGAGGAACUGGAUCCAAUGCAAGUAUCCGAUAGUAAAGUAACGAAAACGAAACGAGGAAGACGAGCAAAACCGAAACCGGAAAAUACAGAUGAUAAACCACUGCUCAAUAAACGAAGAUCCAAAAAGGGUGAGGAUUUUUCUUUGAAUGAAUACGAGCGGGAAUUGUAUACUGAAAUCCGAGUUGAUAGAAGCAAACACAUUUGUUGUGGUUGUCUACUGAUAUUUGACGUGCCCGAAGAUUUAGAAGCACACCGUCGGAAGACUCAUACUCCAAAACGAGACACUGUAAAAGUGAUUGACAAUGGAAAAGUACUUUGUGAUGGAUGCCUGCGGAAAUACAAGUCAACGCGGAGGGUCAACUAUCACAAAGAACGCGUGCGUCAGUUGGAAAUGAUUUGGGAAUGCAAUAAGUGCAAAAAUCGUUUUUCCGAGGCAACCAGGCGACGUUCGCACGCGUUGAAGCAUCCUCAACGAGUGAAUUCCUCUGCCUUCGUAGCACCCAUCAAAGAGAUGGUGCAGCUAGAGCUCGGUUGGAUUUGCUGUGCACAGUCCUGCGGUUUAUCAUUCCCCACUGAAGCUGAGCUCAUUGGUCAUGCACAUAAAGCUCAUCAAAUCAACAAGCAGGAAGCGGAACUGGAGGAAAAUCAAGAUAAACCGGUACAGUGUCAGGUUUGCUUCCGCCGUUUCCAUGACAAGACUGGACUUAUCAAUCACCAACAACGGCUCUAUCGGUUACACAAAUACCAGUGUGCACUGUGUGGACUGCAAUUUAACAGUGGUGGACGAUUGAAUGAACACGAACUGACCCACCAGAACGAAAAGCCCUUCAAAUGUGAACUUUGUGACAAAAUGUUCACGCAGAAGGGCAAUCUCAAGACUCACAUGUCUAUUCACACCAACGAGAAACCUUUUCAGUGUACUGUUUGUGGAAUGUCGUUCCGCCAGAAGGGUGGUUUAAAGACUCACAUGUCAAACCACGUGGAAAACCCUCAGUUCAAGUGUGAAGUAUGCUCGAAACUGUUCAAAGCAAAACUGCAUCUGCGAUACCACAUGCGGAUUCACAGUGGUGAAAAGCCUUUCCCCUGUCGAUAUUGCGAAAAAGCUUUCACUGAUUUCACUAAUCGAAUGAGGCACGAAAUGGGCCAUACUGGAAUAAAGCCAUACAAAUGUUCAUUCUGUGAAAAAUCCUUCAUCAGAAAGCGCUUCUUGAUGGAGCAUGAAAGCACUCAUACAGGCGUUAAAAUGUACAACUGUGAUGUUUGUCUGCAAAGCUUUGGGCAGAAAAAUUCCCUCAAAAAACACAUGUCUACAGCGCACCCCACCUUCACAACCUUGCCGCAACCGUCCACAGAGUCAAUGGCGAUACUCUCACCGACAGGCUCCAGUUCUAUGUCUAUACCUCCCCAGACACAUCCGAUUCCGCUGACCAAUCAUCUCAUCGUUGGCUAUCAUCAUUCCCACUAACAGCAAGGACGUUUGUUGUUCAGCGAUUUCCCACGUAGUGACUGUUGUCACACGUAUGAUUGUGCGCUUUAAAAUACAUGCAAUAUCAUUAUGCGUAAU